Messenger RNA from Medicago truncatula (barrel medic), 1010 nucleotides. Its product is annotated as probable calcium-binding protein CML25. The transcript is spliced from 2 exons. The record is from RefSeq and is a predicted model, not a curated record. Lineage: Eukaryota; Viridiplantae; Streptophyta; Magnoliopsida; Fabales; Fabaceae. Gene Ontology annotation, molecular function: calcium ion binding. Bases 168 to 860 code for a protein of 230 amino acids.
CUUUGGGAUAAUCUUCUAAAAAAAUAUUAAUUUUAAACUGGUCCAUUUUUUUGAAUUAAACAAAACUCUUUCUCCUCUUUCAAUAAUUAAUUAAAUCAGACCCUACUCCCUAGGCUCUCCACCGACUCACAUAAACGGAUCCAGAUUCUACGAAAAAACACAAUCAGAUGGUUUCCAAUUCCAACUCCAACUCCGAUCAUCCAGCUUCAAGGAUCAAAAGCAAUGAAAGAGUGUUGAAAGACAUAGCCAAAAUCUUAUACAAAUUGAUUGCCGUUUUAGCUGUUUUGUUAGCAUUGAAUUACACAGAAACUGCAAACAAGUUUUCCAAACAACAAUACACCAUCUAUUUCAUCUCCUCCAUUAUCGUUGUUGUCAUAUUUAUCAAUCGACGAUGGAAAAAUAAAAACAAAAACGACAAUUUAAAUGGCAACACAUUGGAAUCGGAGAUGGAAAAACUCUUCAAGAAAUUGGACACAGACGGUGAUGGCAAGAUAUCGAUCUCAGAUCUGAGAUCGAUAACAGGAAAGUUAGAAAUAGGAGAUGACGUUGAUGGCAUUGAUGGAGGAUCUAUCACGCUUCAAGAGUUUAUUGAGCUAAGCACAACAAGCUAUGAAUCUGAAGAGGAAAUAGAAAACCUAAAGAGCACGUUUUCUGUGUAUGACAUUGAUGGCGAUGGUUUCAUCACGGCGAAGGAGCUUAACACGCUUAUGAGAAGCAUUGGUCAAGAGUGUUCCUUGGAUGAAUGUGAAAGAAUUAUUGGUCGCGUUGAUAGUGAUGGUGAUGGUAGGAUUGAUUUUGAGGAUUUUAGAAUCAUGAUGAUGAUGGGUUCUCGCCAUAAUAGAGUCGAACAUCAAACUUGACAUUUCUUUCUUUGUAUUCACAAUUUUCACUAGAUCAAAUUCAUUCUACAAUUGUGUUGUUUUUUGUUUUGUAAUUUUGUUGGAAUCACAAUUGUGUUAUGUUCUUGUUGUUCAUGAUAUGGUAUGUAUAAGACCGGUCAAAGUUUCAUA